ACCAGAAGAGUGCGACAAUGUGAAUUUUAAAAUUUUCCACGAAAUCGGAAAUCAACAAGAUGGUGAAUUAUUUUAAUAAUAAACAUAUUCUUUUCGUUAUAAAAUUGCUUAAAAAGAAAUUUCCACUUGUUAAUAAAUAAUGGAAAAAAUAGAAUUUCUUUAGUUGGUUCUACGUUUCAGUGUGAGAGAAGCUUUAAACAUGGUUGCUAGGUGACAGUUGAUGUCAACAAACAUUUGUUUGUUUUUUAAGAUAUAAAUUCAAAAACAACAAUAGGUGAGAUUAAGUGAAAAAUAAGAGGGAUUAAUAAACAAUUUAUAUUACUUGUUAACAAUUGAAAAUGGAGAAUAAUACAGUUAGUAAUGGAAGAAUACAACAGGGAAAUACAACUGCACAACGGACACGAAGUAACAUAACCAAAAAGGUGCCAGAUAUACCAGCAGUAGAAGUAAAAAAUUGGUUACUUCACAGACACUACACAAGACAUGAGUUUCACAUCUGUAAUGCAUUAAUUGAAGACGAAUUGAAAAAAACUAAUGGAAGACAUGAAUAUGCUAAUUACCUGAAGGGACUAAUUUUGAGAGCAGACGGGAGGGUCCAAGAGGCUUUGGAAUGUUUUCAAAAAUGCCAGGAAAUCAAUUCCAGUAAUGUUAACAAUACGAAACAAAUUGCAAAAACUUUAUUUCUUCUUGGCCGUCAUGAGCAAGCAGUUGAAAAUUUUACCGAAGUAAUUGAGAAAAUGAGAAACCCAGAUUGGGAUACUCAUCAUAAUCUAGGGGAAUGUUACAUAAAACUAAAUCAUCCGGAAGAGGCAAUAAAGCAUUUGAAGACAGCAAUUGAACUGACAAAGAAUGAAAUACCUUAUUUAACAUUGGCUAAGUUUUACGUUUCGCAGAAUCGUAUUACAGAUGCUGUCGGCAUUUAUUUAGCAGCUUCCAAAAUUGUUCCCGAAAAUGAAGAAAUAAUUACUGAAUUGGGCCUUCUUUAUUUGGAAAUGGGAGAAACUUCACGUGCCAUUCAAUAUUUUGAAUCAGCUUUAUCGCAUGCGCCAAGAUUUCCAAAAGCACUUUUACCAUUGGGUUUUCUUAAACAGAUGAAUUCUGAUUAUGAUACCGCAUUAAUUAAUUAUAAAAAUGCAUAUCAAACAAUUCCGGAAUCUUGGUCGUUAUGGAAUAACAUUGGCAUGUGCUUUUUUGGAAAAGAAAAAUACGUUGCUGCAAUUAGUUGUUUAAAACGAGCUCAUUUCUUAAAUCCAUUGGCCUUGCCACCUGCGUGUAAUUUGGGAACAGUUUUUCUGAAUACCGGUCAACCGGCGUCUGCAGCCACCUAUUUAUGCGCUGCAGUUUCCGCCAGUCCCAAAAAUGCAAUGCCUUAUUUAUUACUUGGAUUGGCCUUAAAACAACUGAACGAUUUGGAGGGAUCUGUGGGUGCAUUGGAAAAAGCACAUUCUUUAUCACCACAGGAUCCAUUAGUGCUUAUUAAUUAUGCAGUGGUUCUAAAUUUACUUGGUAAAGGAGAGGAUGUGAAAGAUAUUCUCACUGAGCUUAAUGACAUCAUGGCUGUUAUCGACGUCGAUCCUAAGAUUACAGAAACCGCGAAGAAAUUGGACAUUAAAAUUCGCGAAGAAUCACAAUAUGCAGAGGAGAGGAGAAUGUUAGGAACCGAUGAAGUUUAAAAUAAAAAAGUGAAAAAUUUUUCGAAAAGGGUGUUAUUGUUAAAAAAAUAAAAUAUCCGAAAAAUAUUAUUUAUUACUAUUUAAUAAAAUAACUAUAUUGCAAAAAAUGUUAAAUAC
This is a messenger RNA of Leptopilina heterotoma, 1790 nucleotides long. It is a transcript of the gene BBS4, whose product is annotated as Bardet-Biedl syndrome 4 protein homolog. The record is from RefSeq and is a predicted model, not a curated record. The transcript is spliced from 10 exons. Gene Ontology annotation, cellular component: ciliary basal body. Lineage: Eukaryota; Metazoa; Arthropoda; Insecta; Hymenoptera; Figitidae. Gene Ontology annotation, molecular function: protein binding. Gene Ontology annotation, biological process: cilium assembly; protein localization to cilium. The coding region runs from base 339 to 1673 and encodes 444 amino acids.